Messenger RNA from Chiloscyllium plagiosum (whitespotted bambooshark), 1678 nucleotides. RefSeq names its product bladder cancer associated protein (gene blcap). Lineage: Eukaryota; Metazoa; Chordata; Chondrichthyes; Orectolobiformes; Hemiscylliidae. The record is from RefSeq and is a predicted model, not a curated record.
GCUGCGCAGUAGGGGGCCGGAGCGUCUGGGACAGAGACACACGGUGAGAGACAGAGGGAGGGUGAGGCCUUGAGGCUCACCGAGAGCGUGGACUCACUGGGAGACAGCCACCUUCGAGCGUGAGGCCUGAGGGAGAGCCGCCUCAGACAGAGAGCGCGAGGGCAGCUUACAGUGGCCGUGGAGACUCGGCGCGGCCUCGGAGCCUGCAGGAGAGUGGCUGCGGGAUUUGCUGCCUGCUCCCGGCCUGGCCUGACCUGCCCUGCCCUCUCCCCCCCCCGGGUGGGUGUGAACCCGCUUUGCCCACCGUCUCCCACAUCCGCCAUGUACUGUCUGCAGUGGCUGCUGCCCGUCCUGCUCAUCCCCAAACCCCUGAACCCGGCCCUGUGGUUCAACCACUCCAUGUUCAUGGGCUUCUACCUGCUGAGCUUCCUGCUGGAGAGGAAACCCUGCACCAUCUGCGCGCUGGUCUUCCUGGCCGCCCUCUUUCUCAUCUGCUACAGCUGCUGGGGCAACUGCUUCCUCUACCACUGCGGCGGAGCACCGCUGCCGGACUCCGCUCACGACCCCAACAUUGUGGGCACCUAGUGCCAAUCUGCCGCCGCCUUCCACCCGGACAACCUCCGCCAACUCAGCCUCCGAUGGUCUCUCAUUCACCCUUCAAUUUAUUUGUCAGCCCCUUUCGUCUCUUUGACCUUCCUCCCGUCAAGCGGAUGCGACUACUCUUUUUUUCUUAAAUGAAAGGGUUUCUUCCCGUUUUCCUUCUGGAUCCCAGUGCAUCCUUUUGCACCCAGACCGUUGGUGGAAGUGGGGUUUCAUCUGCAGACGGCACCUUCCAUUGCAAAAGGAUAACGUGCUCGCGGAUGUGAAGUAGGAGUGCUGCAUGGAUUUGUAUUUGGAGCCUGCGCUGUGUAUGAUUACAGGAACUAAGUUCAGUAUUUCCACUUUGUUUAUUUUUUUCCAAGCCCUCAGAAGAAGUGGCCUUUUGCAAUUGCCUGAAUAGUGGAAAGAUUUGGUAUUGGCUUUCAAACUUUAAAUAAUGAACCUCUGUAAGACCUACUGUUUAUCACCUGUCUUUUCAAGUUCUUAAGGAUGACUUAGAAAACACCUUAUGGCUAAUAAUGUGUAUGACUUCAUUUAUUGGAGGUCUUAGUGUUUGUGUUUAAUUUAGGCAUCAUACCUAUGUAUUUUAUUGGGUGUUCAUUUGUUUCUUAGUCUUUCGAUGAGAAGGAUGCUAUUUUUGCACAAUUGUUAGCUCAAAUAGUAUCGAGUUUGUGUUUAAAAAUGCAGGGAUUUUGGUGUAGGUUGUGAUUAAAUAUGCAAAUGUUUCACAGUUUACAUAUCAUCUAGUUUAUUUUUGCACAGUGGGUUUGAGAUUUUAUGCCAGUCAUAAGUAUUGAAAAUUUUACAAAUACUGUUAGUAAUACAGGUGUCAAACUUUGAUUGUCUGUCUUUGUGCUAGCACAAAGCCCAUAUUUUCUUUCAUGAUUAUAGAGUAAAAGAAAUUGCAGGAUAAUUUUGUUCAGUUGUGAUAUUUCCACUUCACUCUUUAGAUCAUGUUUGAACCCACUAGUGCACUUCCAUGUGCGUCUGUGAUGUGCAAGCGUGUUGCAUGAUGCAGUCUAUAGCACCAAAUGUUUUUAAAAUGAGCUUCAGAGAAUAAAACGGGUUUACAGCAUUA